CCGCCGUCUUGGCCGCUCCGCCAAUGGCGUCGCUCGGUGUUGCGGCAAGAUGGCGGCGCCCAGGAGCUCGUCGCAGAGCCGGGGUGGGAGUGAGGUCGUGGUGGGGUGAGGCGGCGGGGCGUGGGCUGCCAUGCUGCGCGUUUCUCUCCGCCAGAUCUCAGCAGCGCUAAAGGAAGGACAGGUCACCCCCACAGAGCUCUGCCAGAGGUGCCUCGCUGUCAUCAGAAGCACCCAGUUUCUCAAUGCCUACAUUACGGUAGCGGAAGAAACUGCGUUAAAGCAGGCUGAGGAGUCGGAGAAAAGAUACCGAAGAGGUCAGCCACUGGGAGAACUGGAUGGAAUUCCCAUUGCAGUGAAGGACAACUUUAAUACAGCUGGCAUUGAGACAACAUGUGCAUCAAACAUGCUAAAAGGUUAUAUUUCUCCUUACAAUGCUACAGUGGUUCAGAAAUUACUGGAUCAGGGAGCUGUGCUUUUAGGAAAAACAAACCUGGAUGAAUUUGCAAUGGGAUCUGGGAGUACAGAUGGGGUAUUUGGACCAGUCAGAAAUCCUUGGAGUUAUUCAAGACAGUACAAGGAAAAAUUUGUACCAAAAUCUGAUUCUGAGCGUGAAAACUCUAACUGGGUAAUAACAGGAGGGAGCUCAGGAGGCAGUGCAGCUGCUGUAUCGGCUUUCACGUGUUUUGCAGCUUUAGGGUCAGACACAGGAGGAUCUACCAGAAACCCUGCUGCUCACUGUGGUGUAGUAGGUUUAAAGCCAACAUAUGGACUGAUCUCUCGCCAUGGUCUCAUUCCCCUAGUGAACUCCAUGGAUGUGCCAGGAAUCCUAACCAGAUGCGUGGAUGAUGCAGCAGUUGUGCUAGGUUCACUUGCUGGACAUGAUCCUAAAGACUCUACCACGGUUCAGGACAUCUUUCAGCCAUUUGCACUGCCAAGUUUGACUGAUGUCAGCAAGCUCUCCAUAGGGAUUCCUAAGGAGUACCAUGUACCAGGGCUUUCUGGUGAAAUUCUGGCUGCUUGGUCCAAGGCUGCUGACCUCUUUAAGAAUGCAGGUGCUAAAGUAAUUGAAGUGAGUUUACCACACACCCGUUACUCAAUUGUCUGCUAUCAUGUGCUCUGCACAGCAGAAGUGGCAUCAAAUAUGGCCAGGUUUGACGGAUUGGAAUACGGACAUCGUUCUAACGUGAACAAGUCCACAGAAAGCAUGUAUGCUGCAACACGACGAGAAGGAUUUAGUGAUGCUGUAAGAGGAAGAAUUCUAUCAGGAAACUAUUUCUUGUUGAAACAGAAUUAUGAGGAUUACUUUGUCAAGGCACAGAAAGUCAGACGUCUCAUUGCCAAUGACUUUGUGAAGGUUUUUGGAAGCGGUAUUGAUAUUUUACUCACUCCUACCACUCUGAGCGAUGCAGUCCCAUAUAUGGAAUUCAUCAAAGAAGACAACAGAACCCGCAGCACGCAAGAUGACAUCCUAACACAGGCUGCAAACAUGGCUGGAUUGCCAGCCGUAAAUGUUCCGACAGCUCUUUCAGGAAGAGGCUUGCCAAUUGGGCUUCAGUUCAUUGGCCGUUCAUUCCAAGAGAAGCAGCUGCUCACAGUAGCCAAAUGGUUUGAAAAACAAGUACAAUUCCCAAUGAUUCAGCUAGAAGAAGUGAAGAAACGUGAUGAUGGUGUCCUUCAGCAUCAGAAAUCUGCUUCUUUUUUGUAAUAUGAGAUUUGCUGGUCAGUGAAAGCAAGACAGUUGUUGGGAUAGUUUAAAAAUGUACUUCUGCAGGAAAAAAAUCCCAUUUAAGAAGACUUUAUGAAGUAAUGCAGGAUGGAAUGAGAGCCUGUUACUGUGUAAUUAAGGCAAAGCAAAUCAUUAAGUAAACACGUAUAUCUUACUAAGAGCCACUUCUUACUGAUAUUAAAAACACCAGAUUGAAGAUAUUUAUCUUACAUCUGUGGAGCUGCUUUUUUCCAUCCCCAGAGGGCAUGUAAGGUAUCUGGCUCAUUAAAAAACUAACCUGAAUUUUCAUGUGAAAAUUGCAUGGUUGCCAGAGAGCUUGGUUUCUCUCUGGAACGUAGACUUUAGUAAUGGAAACAACCACACAGGCUGUAAUGGAACAAAGUUAUUGAGGGUCCAUUUGCCAACAAGUAAAUACAAAUGAAAUUAAGAAAACAGCAUAUAGAUAGUUGAUUUUAAAAGCAAACAAACAACCUCAUCCUCCUAGCAAACUCAUAGCAGGAGAUGAAGUACCUUCUACGUAUACAAAUCUUGCCGAUCUCUGGUUACAUCCAUCAUCAGAAGGAUGAAUUCCAGACUUCUUCGGGGGAAAGAUGCUGAUUAAUCCUUUUCUUUCUUCAUUGUAAUUCUCUAUAAUCAGUGGUUAAUUUCUUAAUGUUCAUUUUCUUUUCUGCAGUGUAACUCUCCAUACAAGUAAUACCAUCUAUUCCUUCUUGGAAACUUAUUCAGAACAAAAGUAGUUCGAAAUAAAUUUCCCAACCAUAAUGUUAGUACACUAGAAGACAUAACUAAACAACUGAGAAGCUGUUGUAGUUUCCAUUUUUCUAAAGCUGGAAAAAGUACGGAGUUUUAAGUUUGUAGAUUUGAUUUUGCAUCAAGUUUGUUUUCAGUUACAGUUUACAGCUUGCAAAGACAUAAGGAGCGUAGGGUGAGGGAAAACUAUUGUGAUACAAUAACAUAUAGAAUCUUCCUGAAUACUUCCUGUCUUAGACCAUACUGUCACCUGGAAAAAAAAAAUCAUCAUUUCUAAAAAUCACAAAUGAGGAAUUUCCCACAGCCUAAUGUCAACUAUACCAAUAGCUUUCUCCCGCAAUUAAGUGCUGCACAAUUAAUUUUAUUUUGUUUUUGUAAAUGUCAUAAAACAAGGUACACCUUGUUUUAGUCUGGUGCUGUAUUCUUGUCAUAAAACAGUCUUCAAGGUACUUGGUUAUGCUGUUAGUGGGUGGUGAUAAAUGGUGGUCCCAAAAGACUACUUUACUUUAACUACUGUCUUGUUAUGCUCGAAUCAUACUGUCACUGUGUGUGCCUUGUGCUCUAGCUGCCUUCAAGCCAGAGCUGUCAGCGUGAUUAUCCACAAUCCAACUUGUAAUCCCUACUUUUUGAUUUACAGUCAAGUCCUAUGUCCAUAUCUCCCACCUGCUUAGUGGUUCUUCAAGUAAGGAUCAAUGUCUUCUGAUGAGAGAGAGAGACAAAAUCCUGUGGAGGCUGUGGAGAGCGUUCCUUGGGCAUAAAGGGCAUUAGAGUACUAUGGAAGAGAACAAGCAAAUAGAAGAGUGCACAGAAAUUAGUUCUGGACUGACUGCCUGCCCAGAGGAAGGUGUUGACUUAUGCUAGACAAUUUUUCUCUUUAGACUUCCUCUACUGUUAAGACAAAUCUGAUGGAAAAACUGGAUCAAGGCACGUUUGCCAAGCAGGGGGUAGGUGAGGGGAAACUGGUCUCAUACCUGCACUGCUCCUUUUUAAAGCAGAAUACUAAAUCGAGUUUCCAGUAUCCUCCAAAUGAGCAUUCAGAUUAUCAAGGCAACUGGUUGUUCUGACACAAGUCCUUCAGAAUUUCUUCUGUUAAUAGAUUCUGAAGUAGAGUACAAAGUAGACAGACACUGUCCUCCAGCCCUGAAUAGCAUGACGUUUAUAACUUUGUUAGUGAUUGAGACCCACCUUUGAAUUAGAUGAUGUUAAGAUUUGGAAACAAAACUUUAGGUUAGAUUGGUAAGUUUCUGGGUCACUAGGUUGAAAGCAGCCCUGACAAGGCUUCUGUCCUCCUCUUCCUCCCUGCUCUUUUGUGUUUUUUGGGGACCAUGUACCAGAUGCUUCCCUAAUACUGAAAUUUCACCAAGCUAGAGGUUAGAGCUUAAGAACCAGUAUGGCUGAGCAACUUCAGGAUGUAAGCAAGAGUACAUGGUAUCUAAGGGAGUUUUGCAGUCCCCGUGUUAUAAAACUCUCUUAUAGUUAAUUCUGGGCCCUUCAGCAGUUCCUGAAGUAGCUUGACUACACAGCCUAACUCAGAUGAUAGAGAGUUUGCAAGUGGUAUCUCUGACCAGAUCUUUGUGCAGCUGCUACUAGUGCCAAGUCAUGGCUCCAGAAUUUUAAACAGCAGAAGUUUCUGUGAUGGAUUACUAAAAGCUCAAAAACCCUUCUUAGAGAAGCAGAGCAAUUUCAGAACACAAGACAGUAAGUCUAGGGGAAAAAAAGGAAAAAAAAAAAAAAGCUUAUAUGAACAUUUUGUACAGUUGUCUUGAAAAACAAUUUGCUGAAAUAAUAGAGUUGAAACUUUUAUGGCAUUGUAGCACGGCCACAGCAGGUGGCUAGGUGUAACCCUAUCACACAGGCAGCCCUGAUUUGUAGCUAGAGGAUAAUUCCAGUGUGUCCCGAAGAAACAAUAGCUAGAGCAUUAACAAACAAGCAAUCUGCUCAAACAGUUGGGGGUGCUAAAUCUUUUCUCCAGGCAAUGAGAAACUGUAAGGGUAUUAUGUAAUGGAGAAGUUAUUUUCAACAGAAAAUAAAGACCUUUUGCUGUAA
Molecule: messenger RNA, 4522 nt
Organism: Numida meleagris (helmeted guineafowl)
Lineage: Eukaryota; Metazoa; Chordata; Aves; Galliformes; Numididae
Gene: QRSL1
Product: glutaminyl-tRNA synthase (glutamine-hydrolyzing)-like 1
Exons: 11
Coding region: 131-1705 (524 amino acids)
Biological process (GO): glutaminyl-tRNAGln biosynthesis via transamidation; mitochondrial translation
Cellular component (GO): glutamyl-tRNA(Gln) amidotransferase complex; mitochondrion
Molecular function (GO): glutaminyl-tRNA synthase (glutamine-hydrolyzing) activity
Source: RefSeq, a predicted model, not a curated record